Molecule: messenger RNA, 1172 nt
Organism: Carica papaya (papaya)
Lineage: Eukaryota; Viridiplantae; Streptophyta; Magnoliopsida; Brassicales; Caricaceae
Source: RefSeq, a predicted model, not a curated record
UGUCCUUGGAGGACCUAGAAAAUGGUUCAAGUAACCUGAAGAUUUAAUACGUAGCACCAUCUAUAUAUGCUGAUCACUUACAUUUGGAUCACAUACAACCCAGAUCUUCACAAUCUUUAGUUUCCCUAAAGUUACAAAAUAUCCGAGUCCUCAUUCUUGAUCCUUUUUUUUGUGUAUUACACUCAACAAAACAUAAACAAAAUGGGUGUUCGUUUCCUGGGUGUCAUCCUCACGAAGCAAAUUCUACAUAAGUAUGUCUUGGCUGCAAAAAAAGCAGCCUCAACAUCUCCAGAUGUUCCAAAAGGUUUCCUUGCAGUAUAUGUUGGGGAAACUCAGAAGAAGAGAUUCGUGGUUCCUGUAUCAUAUUUGAACAAACCUUCAUUUCAAGCUUUGCUAAAUAAAGCUGAAGAGGAGUUUGGUUUUGAUCAUCCAAUGGGUGGUCUCACAAUUCCCUGCAGAGAAGAUAUUUUCAUCCAUACCACUUCUGGACUGAGCACAUCGUAGGAUAAGACUCCUUAAUGAUAUGAUCAAAAAACACAGAAGACAACCUUCUGCUUGAGAAUGCCAAAUGAGAAACUAUUAGCUCUUGUCCCAUACUCAGAGGCUGAACCAUCCAACUUCAAGGAUCAAUCUGGUUGGUGAAAAACAUUUCAGCUUUACUUUCUCGAUGUUGACAAAUUCCAUAAAGAAGUAAAGCAUUUAUGGAUCUCUGUUGUAUAAUGAGUUUAGAGUCUGUCAACAAAGAUACAACGAGCUGGAAGCGGAGAACACAUGAGCUCUUCGGCAAGACUGAUCCAAAACCUUCCUGAUCAAUGAUUAUGUGAAGUCAAAGAAUUUGAUCUCCAUUGCUUGUAAUUUUGUUUAUUUUUCUCUAAAGCAAAAAAAAAUCAAAUUUCUCCAAUAAGGUAUUCCAAAAGGCUCUUUGUCGGUCUCAUAUUUUUCCCUCUAUUUACACAUGCAUCUGACACCAUCAACUUGCAGAUUAAGAUAUGUAGAUCUUGUUUUAGUUGAUAGAAAAAGCAGUCAUGGCAGUUAACGCCACCUAAAAAUUUAUCUUCAUGUUUGUACGUCUGUAGAAGAGUGUUUUACCAAUCAAUAGUAAUAUAUCGUGCCUUUUAGCUUCUGACCUUUCAGUAACAUGCUAUUAAACCAAACAAUUUCACAACAGAUCU